GUUCCAUCUCCGGUCAUUCCCUCUUCUUCUUCGUGUCAAUUUUCACACGCAUCCCGGACCAUGCAUUCACUCAUUCCGACUCGACUCAACCCCCCACGCCACGCCCUCCUCUUUAUCCAUACCCCAAUUUCUCUGCCCUUUCUAUUUCUCAAUUCCCAUUUUCUCCACCUUGACAUGCCUUCUUCUUCUUCUUCUUCUUCUUCUUCUUCUUCUUCUUCUUCUUCUUCUUCUUCUUCUUUCUUACAAACUUGGCAACUCAUUAAUUAAGCCCAAUCAAAAAAUUGAAUUUAGCUUACAAAGUAAGCAAAAGGGUAAAAAUAUAAUUGUGAUAAUCAUUCUUGAAGCCCAAGGCAAAGGCACAGCCAGACCUCCUCUACAGAUAUAAACACAAUUCAUCUUGUUGUUUUUUCAUCCCCCAUUUCUCGCCGUCGCCCAACAUGAUCAAUUUCAAGGAAAUGGGCCAAAUGGCCGUUCCCCAAUCCGUCUCCGCCGUCUUCUCCGCCUACGCCUCCUUCGCCACCACCAUGAUGCUCAUCCGUUCCCUCACCAACGAACUCCUUCCUGCCAAAUUCAUUUCCUCUCUCACUUCAUUUUAUGUCUACUUUUUCGGAUCCAUUUCUUCUGAGACCAUGUUUGUUAUCGACGAGAGUUCUGGGCUCUCCGGGAACGAAGUCUUCCAGGCCGCCGAGAUUUAUCUCCGUACCAUAAUCAGCCCUUCUACGGACAUUCUCAAGGUCAACAAAACUGCCCGCCAGGAAAGUAUCACGCUUUCCAUCUAUAAGGACCAAGAAAUCACCGAUUACUUCCAAAACAUUCGCCUCCGGUGGCGAUUGGUUUGUUCCGAAGAUCCACAUGAUAAAACAGAGAAACGCCACUUUGAGCUUUUGUUCCCUAAGAAAUUCAAGGACAGAGCUGUCGAUUCCUAUUUGCCUUAUGUGUUGAAGCGAGCCAAGGAGGUUGAAGAGAAGAACAAAGUUGUGAAGAUCUUUAGCCUAGGAUGUGCUUAUGACUAUGGCGGCGGAACUUGGGGAUCUAUGUAUCUGGAUCAUCCGUCAACAUUCGAUACGCUGGCCAUGGACCCUGAGUUGAAGCAAUGGAUAAUCGACGAUUUGGAUAGGUUCGUUAGAAGGAGAGAUUUCUAUCGAAAGGUGGGGAAGGCUUGGAAGAGGGGAUAUUUGUUGUAUGGUCCUCCUGGUACGGGAAAAUCUAGCUUAAUUGCCGCCAUGGCUAACUACCUUAAGUUUGACAUUUACGAUUUGGAUCUCUCCACCAUCUAUAGCAAUGGAGAUCUCAGGAGGAAUCUGUUAACCACCAGUAAUCGAUCAAUCAUAGUGAUUGAGGAUAUAGAUUGCGGUGUGCAAAUACAGAAUCGAGAGAGUGAUGAAGCAAACGGUGGAUCCAAUGACAGGUUUACCUUGUCGGGGUUGCUUAAUUUCAUUGACGGAUUAUGGUCAAGUUGUGGAGACGAAAAAAUUAUAAUAUUUACAACGAACCACAAGGAGCAAUUGGAUCCAGCAUUGUUGCGGCCAGGUCGUAUGGAUGUGCAUAUACACAUGUCGUAUUGUAGCCCUAAAGGGUUCAAAGUUCUAGCGUCAAAUUACCUUGGCGAGGAAGCAACUGAGCAUCGUGUGUACAGGGAAAUAGAAGAGUUGAUAGGAGAUAUGGAAGUAUCACCGGCAGAAAUAGCGGAAGAACUAAUGGAGGGGGAGGAGAUGGAGGCGGUUCUUGGAGGUCUACUGAAUUUCCUGAAGCGUAAAAGGAAAGAACAGAUGAAGGAGAAAGAGAAGGAGAAAAGAAGAGAAGGGGAUGAUAAAAUUGAGUAAGUAGUAGUAGAAGAAGAAGAAGUCCAAAAAGAACAAAAUGGGGAUUGAGAAAUAAAUGGCGAAGAAAUUCUACAUAGGAUAGGAUAUUGUAUGCAGAGGGGGCGUUUUAUUCGGAAAAUAACAACCCCUCUACACAAUAAUAAAUAUGAUAAUUGAAAAAACAUAAUGUAAAGAGAUUUUGAUAUAGUAGACAUAUUCUUAGAAAUUCUCACUUCUUAGUCGUCCACCUCUCGUCCUCGACAUUUCCUUCAACAAGGCAACUUAAAUAACAAAACAAUAACUUUAUACGGAAACAUCGACUUUUCUUUUUAACUUAUAAAUUCUUAAAAAUUGUUAGAUUUAGGAUUCACAAACUCUCAUCGACACCAUCUUACCUCUACUAUUGCUUUCAUAGUUGAGUUGACCUACAUUGAACUUUUUAUGAUAUGGUCGGUCAAUAUCUCAUGUAACUUUUUCAUUCCUAAAGUUAAUCUUUAAAGUUGCUUUUUCUUUUUAA
Messenger RNA from Cucumis melo (muskmelon), 2319 nucleotides. RefSeq names its product AAA-ATPase At2g18193-like. The record is from RefSeq and is a predicted model, not a curated record. Gene Ontology annotation, molecular function: ATP hydrolysis activity; ATP binding. Bases 438 to 1823 code for a protein of 461 amino acids. Lineage: Eukaryota; Viridiplantae; Streptophyta; Magnoliopsida; Cucurbitales; Cucurbitaceae. The transcript has 2 exons.